Penicillium canescens is the source of this 453-nucleotide messenger RNA. RefSeq names its product Apq12 family protein. The transcript has 2 exons. The record is from RefSeq and is a predicted model, not a curated record. NCBI's taxonomy places the organism in Eukaryota, Fungi, Ascomycota, Eurotiomycetes, Eurotiales, Aspergillaceae. Bases 1 to 453 code for a protein of 150 amino acids.
AUGGACUUUUUACCAGAAAACCUCCAAACGAUUCUCCAAAACCCAACAAUAACCUACCUCCAAUCAACAACCCAAGAACACCUAACAUCACGGCUGUCCGACCUCCGCGCAACAGUUCUCCAACCCUACCUAAUCGAGCCACUAUCAACCCUGUUGACAAGCUACUCCUCCUCAAUGCCAGACCUGCUCUCAAUCUGCCUACUUGCCAUAAUAAUCCUCGUCUCGCUGAAGAUCCUGGACUAUGCCUGUCGCGUGAUCAUGUUCUGGGUUGUGCUGGCGUUCCGGCUUGUCUUUUGGGGAUCCCUACUCGGCAUGGGGUACUAUGUUUAUCGUGUUGGCGUUGAGGAUGCUGCGAGGGAUUUAGGGUGGUUGUUUGGGGUUGUUGCUGGGUUUGUGGGGGAUUAUGUUGAGAAGAGUCAGGGUAAGGCUGCUGCUUAUGUUGGGACGAAGUAG